AUGCCGGAGCAGAGCAAUGAUUACCGUGUUGUUGUAUUUGGUGCAGGCGGUGUUGGUAAAAGUUCGUUAGUGUUGAGAUUUGUUAAAGGUACCUUCAGGGAAUCAUAUAUUCCAACGAUUGAAGAUACUUAUAGACAAGUCAUAAGCAGCAACAAAACUAUAUGCACUCUUCAAAUAACUGAUACAACAGGGUCACACCAGUUUCCAGCAAUGCAAAGGUUAUCUAUUAGUAAGGGCCAUGCUUUCAUACUGGUGUAUUCAGUUAGCAGUCGGCAAUCAUUGGAGGAAUUGAAGCCAAUAUGGCAGACAAUAAAAGAGAUUAAAGGUGCCGAAUUACCAAAUAUACCUGUUAUGUUGGCCGGUAAUAAGUGUGACGAGACUCCCGAGAUAAGGGAAGUAUCGGCUGCCGAGGGUCAGGCUCAGGCUCAAAACUGGGGAGUGUCAUUCAUGGAAACUUCAGCCAAAACUAAUCACAAUGUGACACAGCUUUUCCAGGAGCUGCUUAACAUGGAAAAGAAUAGAAACGUGUCACUUCAAGUUGAUGGAAAGGGUAAGAAGAAAAAGGAUAAAGUUGUAAAAGAUGGUGGCGAACCGUCGGCUAGUGGUAGAGAGAAAUGCCUUGUCAUGUAA
This is a messenger RNA of Danaus chrysippus (African queen), 630 nucleotides long. The record is from the annotation of a GenBank genome assembly. Lineage: Eukaryota; Metazoa; Arthropoda; Insecta; Lepidoptera; Nymphalidae.